This is a messenger RNA of Staurois parvus, 348 nucleotides long. Lineage: Eukaryota; Metazoa; Chordata; Amphibia; Anura; Ranidae. The record is from the annotation of a GenBank genome assembly.
UGGGACCCCCGGGCAAUAGGGGAUCAUGGGGCCCCUGUAUCCUUGCCCAAACUCAAAAAAGCCUAUGAAAAAGAGGUGCCCCAGGUGAGCUGUGUACACCGCCCUGGACUCCACAUCAUACUCAGAGCUUUGCACACUUCACUAUCCAAAGGAGUGGGGGUUAGAGACACUCAGGGGUGGACUGACAACUCAUGGGGCCCCCGGGCAAUAGAAGAUCAUGGGGCCCCUGUGUCCUUGCCCAAACUCAAAAAAGCCUAUGAAAAAGGUAUCAGGGGCAUCUCAUGGGGCCCCCUACUGACCCCGGGCCCUCAGGCAGUGCCCGAGUUUCCAAAUGGUCAGUCCACCCCU